Molecule: messenger RNA, 1644 nt
Organism: Malus domestica (apple)
Lineage: Eukaryota; Viridiplantae; Streptophyta; Magnoliopsida; Rosales; Rosaceae
Product: DELLA protein GAI-like
Biological process (GO): regulation of DNA-templated transcription
Cellular component (GO): nucleus
Molecular function (GO): sequence-specific DNA binding; DNA-binding transcription factor activity
Source: RefSeq, marked provisional
AUGGGGCCGUACGGUUCCACCACCUGCUCCGGCGCCAGCAGCAGCGCCAGCUCCUCCUCCUCCUCCUCCGUCACCAAACCCCCCGCCGACAUCGAUGGCUGUUUGGCCGAUGCCGGAUACAAGGUCCGCUCCUCUGAUCUGCGACACGUCGCCCAGCGCCUCGAGCGGCUUGAGACCGUCAUGGUCAACUCCCCCGGCGACCUCUCCCACCUCGCCUCCGACGCCGUCCUUUACAACCCCGCCGACCUCGCCACCUGGGUCGACUCCCUCCUCACCGAGUUCAACCACCAACCCCUCAUCUCUCUCCCCUCCGAUCUCGACUUCUCCGAAGGCGCCGUCAUCAAUAAUCCCGCCGCCCUCCCCCGCCAAACAUGGACCGAUAAUUCCGCCGUCAUCGCCGCCGUGCCGCAGCAGAACCACAACCAGCUCACCGUCGUCACCGCCAUGGAAGAAGAUUCGGGGAUUAGGCUGGUCCACUUGCUUGUCACGUGCGCCGAAUCCGUCCAGCGUGGUGACCUAGCAUUGGCCGGCUCCCUGAUCGAGAACAUGCAGGCUCUGUUGACACGUGUCAACCCCAGCUGUGGCAUCGGGAAGGUCGCCGGGUACUUCAUCGACGCCCUCAGCUGCCGAAUCUUCUCGCCGCAGACCGUCGGCUCGGCUUCCGGCUCGGUUCACGAGAAUGAGCUUCUCUACCACUACUUCUACGAGGCCUGCCCCUAUCUCAAAUUCGCGCACUUCACCGCCAAUCAGGCCAUCCUGGAAGCAUUCGACGGUCACGACUGCGUCCACGUCAUCGACUUCAACUUAAUGCACGGCCUCCAAUGGCCCGCGCUUAUUCAGGCCCUCGCCCUCCGCCCCGGUGGGCCCCCCCUGCUUCGAUUGACCGGCAUUGGACCGCCGUCCCCGGACGGGCGCGACUCGCUGAGAGAAAUCGGCCUCCGACUCGCCGAGUUGGCCCGGUCCGUCAACGUCCGCUUCGCUUUCCGCGGCGUGGCGGCUUCGAGGCUGGAGGACGUGAAGCCGUGGAUGCUCCAGGUGAGUCCCAAGGAGGCGGUGGCGGUGAAUUCUAUCAUGCAGCUGCACCGGCUGCUCGGAUCCGACCCGAACCGGAACUCCCCAAUCGAGAUGAUGCUGUCCUGGAUCCGGAACCUCAACCCGAAGAUCGUGGCGGUUGUGGAGCAGGAAGCGGACCAUAACAAACCGGGUUUUCUGGACCGGUUCACGGAGGCGCUGUACUACUACUCGAACAUGUUCGACUCGCUGGAGGCUUGCGCGAUGCAGCCGGAGAAGGCUUUGGCGGAGAUUUACAUACAGAGGGAGAUAUGCAACGUUGUGUGCUGCGAGGGAGCGGCUCGAGUCGAGAGGCACGAACCGCUGGACAAGUGGCGGAUCCGGCUCGAGCAAGCCGGGUUCAGGCCGCUCCACUUGGGAUCGAAUGCGUUUAAGCAGGCGAGUAUGCUUCUUACUCUCUUCUCGGCUGAAGGGUACCGCGUGGAGGAGAACCAAGGCUGCCUCACUCUCGGUUGGCACAACCGCCCUCUCAUCGCGGCUUCGGCCUGGCAAGUGAUGCCUAUGGCCGAAGCCACGGCAAACCAACAAGCGGUUGGAAUUAUUAAUCAGAAUAAUAAUCCCAAUCGAAUCUAA